Nanorana parkeri is the source of this 741-nucleotide messenger RNA. RefSeq names its product eukaryotic translation elongation factor 1 alpha lysine methyltransferase 1 (gene EEF1AKMT1). Bases 36 to 686 code for a protein of 216 amino acids. Gene Ontology annotation, biological process: methylation. The transcript has 4 exons. NCBI's taxonomy places the organism in Eukaryota, Metazoa, Chordata, Amphibia, Anura, Dicroglossidae. Gene Ontology annotation, molecular function: protein-lysine N-methyltransferase activity; nucleic acid binding. The record is from RefSeq and is a predicted model, not a curated record.
CCGCAAUGUCUUUCAUUCUUCAGUGCUGGUGAGAGAUGGAUGGCGGCAGCGAUGAUGACGAUGAUGUUUCGCAGCUCUCCGUCCACACUUUAGCGGCUUUGCAGGAGUUUUAUGCUGAGCAGGAGCAGCGGGAAUCUUUGAAGGUUGGACCUGAGUAUGACCAGUUCUCAGUCGGGGCAGUUGAAGAAGACUGGCAGUUAAGUCAGUUUUGGUACGACAAUGAAACUGCACUGUGUCUGGCCAAAGAAGCAUUGGAGGCCUCCGGUGAAAAUGGGAGGAUAGCCUGUGUGAGCGCUCCCAGCAUUUACCAGAAGCUUAAAGGACUGGCUGGAGAUGUGUCCAUCUGUUUACUGGAAUAUGAUAGGAGGUUCUCAGUCUAUGGCGAUGAUUUCAUCUUCUACGACUACAAUAAUCCAUUGGACCUACCAGACAGGCUGCAGCCGCGUAGUUGUGAUAUAGUAUUGGCAGAUCCACCAUUCCUGUCUGAAGAAUGUCUAAGUAAGACUGCGGAUACUAUCCGGUACCUGACUAAGGGGAAGAUCUUACUGUGCACCGGUGCUGUUAUGGAGGAUUUAGUGAUGAAAAUACUUGGCUUGAAGGUUUGUCAUUUUAUCCCAAAGCACACACGAUCACUAGCCAAUGAGUUCAGAUGUUAUUCCAACUAUGAGAUAGGACUGGACUCCUAGUGGAUGUGGCUGUAUAAAACCAGAAACAGCCUGAGGCCUAGACGGCAUUGAGACC